UCAUUGAGAGGUUGGCAGGAUCGGGGAGAGAAAGAGCCGCGCAGCCGUCGGGAUGUGGUACGAGAUCUUGCCUGGCUUGGGCCUCAUGUACAUGUGCUUGGUCAUCCCUCUAUGCAUCCCUGGCGUGAGUACUGCCUACAUCCACAGAUACACCAAAGGGGGCAAGGAGAAGAGAAUUGCUCGGAACACCUAUCAGUGGUACCUGUUGGAGAGAGACAGGUGUGUGUCUGGAGUAAAUCGCUACUAUGACUCCAAGGGUUUGGAGAACAUGAAGUAAAACCAUGGUGCAAUGAAAGCAACUUAAUAAACAUGUAUUUGAUAAAGUGUGGAGCAUAUUGAUCAUAAUCUCAAGAGAGGACAGUAAGAUUCUAAUACUGUACCAAUAAAAUUGCAAUAAAGAAAUAAAAUA
Lacerta agilis (Sand lizard) is the source of this 409-nucleotide messenger RNA. RefSeq names its product NADH dehydrogenase [ubiquinone] 1 alpha subcomplex subunit 1-like. Bases 53 to 277 code for a protein of 74 amino acids. NCBI's taxonomy places the organism in Eukaryota, Metazoa, Chordata, Lepidosauria, Squamata, Lacertidae. The record is from RefSeq and is a predicted model, not a curated record. The transcript has 2 exons.